AGGAUCUGUAGCCGAGACUCUGUUUUGCAUUGUGCAAGUUGAUGGAUUAGAACAAUGAUAAUCUGUGGAAGCUUCUCUUUUGGUCGAAGACGCGACUAUGGGACUUGAUUUUGUAGCGCUGCUGGAUUUUCUACUUCGCCUAGGCUGAUUUGGCUGGUGUAAGCAAAAUGAGGUUUUGGAGGGAACGUGAAAGGGAAAAUAAGGAACAUGUCGUCGCGCCAUUAUGCGGCCAAAUUCGAGUAUUGGUGGUUGGUGAUUCAGGUGUGGGAAAGUCAUCUCUUCUUCAUCUCAUUGUCAAAGGCUCCUCUAUCGUUCGCCCUUCUCAAACUAUUGGAUGUACAGUUGGUGUCAAGCACUUAGCUUACGCAAGUCCUGCUAGUUCUUCAAGUAGCAUUAAAGGUGACUCAGAGAGAGAUUUCUUUGUCGAACUUUGGGAUGUAUCUGGUCAUGAACGAUACAAAGAUUGCCGCUCACUGUUCUAUUCACAAGUUAAUGGAGUUAUCUUUGUUCAUGAUCUUUCUCAACGAAGAACAAAAACAAAUUUGCAGAAAUGGGCAGGUGAAGUUUCAGUAAAUGGGGCGUUUUCAGCUCCACUUUCUUCUGGUGGGCCUGGUGGUCUUCCCGUCCCUUACAUUGUUAUUGGAAACAAAGCUGAUAUUGCUGCAAAGGAAGGAACAAGUGGAAGCAGUGGCAAUCUUGUUGAUGCAGCUCGUCAGUGGGUUGAGAAGCAAGGUCUGCUUCCCCAUAGUGAUGAACUUCCUCUCUCUGAGAGCUUCCCUAGCAAUGGUGGUCUCAUAAUGGCUGCCAAGGAAGCUAGAUAUGACAAAGAAGCUCUGAACAAAUUUUUCCAUAUGUUGAUAAGAAGAAGAUAUUUCUCAGACGAACUACCGUCGCCUUCUUCAGCAUGGUCUCUUUCCCCUGGACCUUCCCAGCGGUUAGACGAGGGCACAAGUGAUGAAGAUCAGUUCUAUAAAAGAACAAGCCUAAGGGAAGGAGAUCCUUACAAGUAUAACACAUUACCACAACACAACCUCACGCAGCCUCCUACACUCUAUCCGCAGCAACCACCUGACCGUUACAGUUACGCCAUUCCGAGAUUCUCUCUUUCCAGUGUAGAGGAGACCAACAAUGGUAAUGGCAGGUCUAAGCCGAUGGAUAUUAACGUUUGAAAUUAAAAUACACAUCAAAAAUCUCACAUGUUUUUCUGUAAUAAAAUAUAAAUCUUUUUGACAUAA
Molecule: messenger RNA, 1235 nt
Organism: Arabidopsis lyrata subsp. lyrata
Lineage: Eukaryota; Viridiplantae; Streptophyta; Magnoliopsida; Brassicales; Brassicaceae
Product: small GTPase-like protein LIP2
Exons: 7
Coding region: 168-1169 (333 amino acids)
Biological process (GO): intracellular protein transport
Cellular component (GO): endomembrane system
Molecular function (GO): GTP binding; GTPase activity
Source: RefSeq, a predicted model, not a curated record